This is a messenger RNA of Urocitellus parryii (Arctic ground squirrel), 399 nucleotides long. RefSeq names its product fatty acid binding protein 12 (gene Fabp12). Gene Ontology annotation, molecular function: lipid binding. The record is from RefSeq and is a predicted model, not a curated record. Lineage: Eukaryota; Metazoa; Chordata; Mammalia; Rodentia; Sciuridae.
AUGGUGGAUCAGCUCCAAGGGAAAUGGAAAUCGAUUUCUUGUGAAAAUUUCGAAAAAUAUAUGAAGGAAAUGGGAAUAGGAAGAGCCAACCGGAAACUGGGUCGUUUGGCAAAACCCACUGUGACCAUCAGUACAAACGGAGAUGUGAUCACCAUAAAAACCAAAAGCAUCUUUAGGAAUAAUAAGAUCUCCUUCAAACUGGGCGAAGAAUUUGAAGAAACCACACCAGGUGGCCAUAAAACCAAGAGUACCGUGACCUUAGAUAAUGACACCUUAGUCCAAGUUCAGGACUGGAAUGGCAAGGAAACCACCAUUCGGAGGAAGCUGGUAGAUGGCAAAAUGGUGGUGGAAAGUGCCGUGAACAAUGUCAUCUGUACACGGACGUAUGAGAGAGUGUAA